Molecule: messenger RNA, 1044 nt
Organism: Clonostachys solani
Lineage: Eukaryota; Fungi; Ascomycota; Sordariomycetes; Hypocreales; Bionectriaceae
Source: the annotation of a GenBank genome assembly
AUGGCCGUUUGCAGGAGGGUCUCGGCCAGGCUUCUGGGUCCCUCAGCUCCUUUUGCUCCCAGACAGCAGGCCAGAUGGCUCAGCCUACAUGAGUACCAGUCUCAAAGCUUGUUAGAAAAAUAUGACGUUCCAGUACCAUCGGGGAAGAUAGUGCAGACAGCCCAAGAUGCGAGAAAGGUGGUCGAAGAACUGGGUGGCAAAUGCAUAAUCAGCCCUCAAAUACUGCACAGUCUACAGAAGAAUGCUUCCAGCCCUCCAAUAUCCGUGGACACUCCAGACCAAGGGUAUCAAACGGCAUCCAAAAUUCUAGACAAUGGGCCAAGUGGCAGUCAACGCCCUCCAGUGCAGGAAAUUUAUGUAUCUCAAGCACUCGAGCCUACGGAGGAGUGGUCACUAGCGAUGACGAUUGACCGUGAAAACUAUUUCCCCGUCAUUCUUGUGAGCAAGACCAAGGGGACCGAUGUGGACUCAGAAGUCACGUCCUUCCCAUUCGCCAUUUCCCAGGGCAUCACUCCCGAACUAUUGUCGCGUGUAUCAAAACACAUGACAGGAAACUCUCCGCCAUCACAAUCCUCGACCGCAAGCCUCGCCAGGAUCCUCAACGGCCUAUUCAAAAUCUUUACGGACAAGGACGGCACAAACCUGGAGAUCACGCGGCUGGCACGCACCGCCACCGACGGCAGCUUCACCUGCCUCAGCACGGCAUUCACAUUCGACGACGCCGCCGCCAGGCGCCAGCCGGAGCUCUUCGCGCUGCGCGACGUCAGCCAGGAUGUCCCCGAGGAGAUCGAGGCGGCCAGGUACGGGAUCGUGUACGUGCGCAUGGACGGCAACAUUGGCAACGUGGUCAACGGCGCCGGGCUGGCGAUGGCGACGAACGACGCCAUUGGGCUCUACGGGGGUAGGAGUGCCAACUUCCUGGACGCGGGGGGCCAGGCUACCAAGGAGACGAUGCUGAAGGCCUUUGGGAUCAUCAUGCGCGAUGAGAGGGUGACGACGAUAUUUGUCAAUAUUUACGGAGGCAAGUAUCUUGUCUGCGAUUGA